AUGGUGCCCCCAGGAAAGAAGCCAGCUGGAGAAGCCUCCAACUCCAACAAGAAAUGCAAACGUUACUUCAAUGAGCACUGGAAGAAGGAGUUUCCUUGGCUGGAUUUUGACUAUGAGCGGAAGCUGAUGUUCUGCCUGGAGUGCCGCCAGGCCCUGGUCCGGAACAAGCACGGCAAAGCAGAGAAUGCCUUCACCGUGGGCACCGACAACUUCCAGCGCCACGCCUUGCUGCGCCACGUCACCUCGGGAGCCCACCGCCAGGCCCUGGCUGCCAACCAGGGUCAGCCCAGCUUUGAGGGCCCUGCCGAGGAAGAAGGGGCCUACUCCAGUUUGGCUACCACCCCCACCUCCAGGAGCAUCAAGGCGGAAGUAGAUCCGGCCAAAGUGGCUGUGCUGACAACCGUGUACUGCAUGGCCAAAGAGGAUGUGCCCAGUGACCGCUGCUCAGCUCUGCUGGAGCUGCAGAGGUUCAACCUGUGCCAAGCACUGCUGGGUACCGAGCACGGCGAUUAUUACAGCCCCAAGAGGGUGAGGAACAUGCAGGUGGCCAUUGCCAGUGUCUUACACACAGAGGCCUGCCAGCGCCUGAAAGCAUCCCCGUAUGUGGGGCUGGUGUUAGAUGAGGCCAGGGACUGGCCUGAAACCCGCAGUCUGACCCUGUUUGCCACUUCAGUGUCCCCAUGUGAUGGCCAGCCUGCUACCACCUUCCUGGGCAGUGUGGACCUACAGGAGGGCGAGGCUACUGCCGGACAACUCCUGGACGUCCUACAAGCCUUUGGUGUGUCUGCCUCCAAGCUGGCUUGGCUCAGCUCCAGCCUCCCCAAUGACCGCCUGGAAAGCAUCAGCCUGCAGCUCCGGGCCAUCUGUCCGCUGCUCACAGAGCUUCACUGUCUUCCUGGCCGGACAGACCCAGAGCCCCCUGCCUACCUGGGUGAAUAUGAGAGCAUCCUGGAUGCCCUCUUCCGUCUGCAUGGUGGCCCCAGUUCCCAUAUGGUGCCUGAGCUCCGGGCAGCCCUGGACCUGGCGGCUGUGGACUUGGCAGGGCCCCGGCCAGUACCCUGGGCUUCCUUGUUGCCUGUCGUGGAAGCGAUAGCAGAAGCCUGGCCUUGCUUGGUGCCCACCCUAGAGGCUACUGCUCCAGCCUCACCCACAGCUGGGGUGCUGGCCUUGGCCCUGCGCCAGUUCACCUUCGUAGCCUUCACGCACUUGCUGCUGGAUGCUCUGCCCUCGGUGCAGAAACUUACCCUGGUGCUGCAGUCUGAAGAGCCAGACUUGGCCUUGCUACAGCCCCUGGUGAUGGCGGCCAUGGCUUCCAUCCAAGGUCAGCAUGGCUCAGGAGGCGCUCACCUCCAGCGCCUGCUGCAAGCAUUGGCAUCUUCUAGCCCUGGUGAGGAAGGGCAGCACUGCACCUACCACGGUGUGGAGCUGGUGGGCUACUCCACAGCUGCACUCCGGGGCUUGGAGCGGCUCCGGGGAGAUCUUCUGGACUCCAUGCAGAAGGGACUGCUGGACUCCUACCCUGGACCCUCCCUGGAUUAUGUGGCUGCCUUUGCAGCCAUCUUCGAUCCCCGCCACUACCCACAGGUGCCCGAGGAGCUGGGCAUGCAUGGCGAGGAGUCACUGAGGGCGCUGCUGCGGGGCUUUGCGCCGGCCCUGGUGCCCCCGCGUGCCCUGGGUGACUUUGCACUGUUCAAGCGUGUGGUGUCCAGCCUGGGGCGGCUCAGUCCGCGGGCCCUGUGCACCAAGCUGGCAUGCAGGCAUUCUGAGCUGCACGAGCUCUUCCCAGACUUCGCCGCCCUUGCCGCCCUGGCCUUGGCACUGCCCGUGGGGGCUGGGCUGCUGGACAAGGUGGGCCGCAGGCGUGAGCUGCGGUGGUGGGGACAGAGUGGGGCCGGGGACAAUCGGGGUGACCACAUCGUGAAGAUUGCUGUGGAUGGGCCCCCUCUGCACGAGUUUGACUUCCCGCUGGCUGUGGAGUUCUUAGAGAGUGGUUGGGAGGAGGGGCUCCUGGGGGCUCAACUCACCUGAGGGCCAUUUCCUCUUGUCCCAGCCAGCCUGGGGCCCUAGACACCCUAAGGGCUAACUCAGGUGGACUUGACGGAGCUCUACUCAUACUGACCUAUCAACUGUGCUCUGUGGUCCUCUCCUUUUCUUCCCUCCCUGUGGAGCCAUGCAGGCACCCCUGGACUGUCCAGAAAAGUGGGCAGAGGUGCCAGCAAAAAUCUGGGGAUCCUCAGCCUUUUCCAGUCUCUCAGAGUUUGCUGAGGAGAGCUUGCCCUUUCCC
This is a messenger RNA of Perognathus longimembris pacificus (Pacific pocket mouse), 2284 nucleotides long. RefSeq names its product chromosome 17 C17orf113 homolog (gene C17H17orf113). Bases 1 to 2028 code for a protein of 675 amino acids. The record is from RefSeq and is a predicted model, not a curated record. Lineage: Eukaryota; Metazoa; Chordata; Mammalia; Rodentia; Heteromyidae. The transcript has 2 exons.